Messenger RNA from Trichoderma aggressivum f. europaeum, 3042 nucleotides. RefSeq lists its product as uncharacterized. The record is from RefSeq and is a predicted model, not a curated record. Bases 1 to 3042 code for a protein of 1013 amino acids. Gene Ontology annotation, molecular function: protein binding. Lineage: Eukaryota; Fungi; Ascomycota; Sordariomycetes; Hypocreales; Hypocreaceae. The transcript has 8 exons.
AUGAUGCCAGCCGCAAAACGCCAGAAGAUGGGCCAAAAUCCAUCCCUCGUGGAGGUGGCAACGCCGAACGCUGUCGAUACAAUUCGGGAUUCAUCCAACACCCAAGCGCUUGCAACUGCUACCCCUCGACUACAAAACAACCCUUCUCGAGUGGUUACUAGGCAAAAGAACCUUGUUUUUCGCGUGACUGGUCUCCCAGCCUCACAGACGAGCGAUGCGUUGGUGGAUUUUAUCCGCGAAAAUCUAUUAAAGGGUGAAGAGCAGUCGCAGCUGAAAGUCAUUGCAAGCAUCGUACCGUCUUGCUCCAACAAUGGGCAGGAGACGGUUGCGUUGGUAGAGUUUGGCGGCAGAGUUCCUGGUUUCUUGUCCGCGCUGGACGCGAACCCUCUGGAAGAUUGGCAGGUUGAGAUGGGUGAUGUGGAUAUAAAUUUUGACCAGCACUUCUUUGGGUUUACACAGCUCUACGCCCCCAAAGAAGACAAGGCAGUUACCGCAGACCUUGAUGCUAAUCCACUGGGUCGCAGUAUAAUCGCCAUCACCGGCCUCGAUGGACACGCAUAUGGCUCCUGGAGGGGUAAGGGAAACCUUGGACGGAUGUGGUUGCGCCAUUUCCUGUCCAAGGACUUGCCCUACUGUCGUACAAUGACCUAUGGUUACAACUCGAAGCUCUCAGCCCGUGGGGUCGACACCAUUAUGGAUUAUAGCCGGGGGCUGAUGGAGGCACUCAAGAAAAUCCGGAACACAGAGGAGCUAAGGCAGCGACCGCUCUUCUUCAUCGCACACAGCUUUGGCGGUAUCAUACUCGCACACUGCCUUGUAAAGGCGGUCCAAACGAACGAAGACGAUCAUCCAACGAUUGCAACGCUCCACAAGGCUACAUACGGGAUGCUUCUCUUUGGGAUUCCGCAUAAAGGGCUAGUGGUAGAUGAUAUUGAACAGAUGCUAGCUGGUCGAGAUAACCACCCGCGGAGCUCGCUACUUCAGCAGAUCAGACUCAAGUCUGACUUGCUAGAGAAUCAGCUAACCGAUUUCAAGAAUCUGGUCCGGGACCGAAAGAUUGUAAGCUUCUACGAAACAAGGCAGACUAGGCAGCUUCAAUUUGACAGCGACAGCCAACGCUGGGAAAGAACCGGCGACUUCAUUACCAAGGUGGACAACGACUCAGCCCUUCUUCAACUCCCCGACUUCAUGGAGGAUAAAAUCCCCCUGGACUCGGAUCAUUCAAUGAUGGUCAAGUUUGGUAAUAGAAAUGAUACGGGAUAUACCAGUGCGCUGGAUAAGCUUCAACAGUUUGAGCAGGAAGCUUCAAACGUGGUGAAAGCUCGCUUUUCGCGAGUCCUGCGGACUUCGACUGUGAAGUAUUUGAUACCCUAUACAAGUAAUUCAGACUUUGUAGGACGCUCAGAAAUCUUGAAAACACUAAAGGACCAGCUGGGGCAUACACAACAGACGGGCAGUACAUCUCAAGCAAGAGCAUCACUAUAUGGCUUAGGGGAGGCAGGUAAAACGCAAAUCGCAUUGGAAUAUGCAUUCCAGCUGCAAAAGACACACCCUAUAGUUUCCGUGUUCUGGAUCCAUGCUAGCAGUGCCGCCCGAUUUCGCCAAGCGUUCGGAUCUAUCGCACAAGAGUGCGGCAUCCCUGGCUACGCGGAAUCAAAGGUUGACGUGCUGCUAUUAGUGAAGAACUGGUUGGAAGAGGAGAACCACGGAGAGUGGCUCAUGAUCAUUGAUAACGCCGAUGAUAUGCAGCUUUUCUUUGGCCAGCCUCCGGGCACUGCUACAAGCCCCAGCAAAGUGGAAGAUGAGAAGAAUCUGGGUCGAUACUUGCCUGAAUGUGCCCACGGUACAAUUCUCAUCACGACAAGGAACAAACAGGUGGGAGUCAGGAUGACCAAAGGACGGCAGCCGAUAGAAGUGUUGCGAAUGAAUGAGGAGGAGUCAGCACAGCUCCUCCGUGCGAAGCUCAAAGACACAAGCGCAACCAUUACUGAAUUGUCAACGCUCUCUUCUCAAUUAGAACACUUGCCUUUAGCUUUGGCUCAGGCUGCUUCGUUCAUUCAAAAAACUAGCAUCACAGUGCACAAAUACCUUCAACUACUAAGAAAUAGCGACAUGGACAUCAUGCACCUGCUGAGCAGGGAAUUCGAGACGGUCGGACGAAAGACAGAAGCUCCUCAGGCAGUAGCACAAACAUGGAUGCUUUCAUUCCAGCAGAUCGAGCAGCAGCACGUCUUAGCCAGCGAGCUCCUCUCCUUUAUGAGUAUGCUCGAUCGACAAGAUAUCCCGGCUGAGUUUUUAUCGCAUUAUGGCGAACAAGCAAAGGGCGCGGUCCCGCGAGGCGAAAUAGAGCUUACAGAAGCGCUGGGUAUCCUCAAGGCCUUCUCCUUCGUGACGGAGAACAGUGGCAACUUCGAUAUGCAUCGGCUUGUACAGUUGGUGACGCGCAAGUGGCUUACGAGCCGGGGAACGAUUCAUCGAUUCGGCACGGAAGCACUGAUGACUGUGUCGAAAAUGUAUCCCUUCGGCAAAUACGAGACCCGAACAAAAUGCGCCGCCUACCUCUCACAUGCAAACGCUGUGUUACAGUUAAAUGGGUUGCAAUCACGAGAUGAGAACAUAGCAAGGGCAUAUCUUCUCCAUAGUAUUGCUGCUUACUUCGAAAUUGAGGGCAAAUGGAGUCAAGCAGAGGUGUUCAUUACAGAGUCAAUAGAGAUACGAAGAGAGUUAUUAGGCGCAGAUGAUCUAGAUACACUGGCCAGCAUGCACAACCUUGCAGUAACAUACAUAUACCAGGGCCGAUGGAAGGAGGCCGAGGAUUUACACGUGCAAGUGAUGAGAACUCGCAAGAUAAAGCUAGGCGCAGAUCAUCCAGAUACACUGGCCAGCAUGUACAACCUAGCCCACACGUGGAAAAGGCAAGGUCGAGAUAAUGAUGCCCUAACUUUAAUGAAGACCUGUGCGCAAGCUCGGCAUCAAGUCCUAGGUCCGAUGCAUCCUGGGACGAUCCGGGCUCAAUCAUGGAUAGAAAAGUGGGAGAUUUAG